UUCAUUGGCCGGCCCAGAGUGACGCGUCACGUGAUCCAGGAAGUGAAUGGGUCUGUUUACAUCUAGAAAUGUGAUCACAAGUGGCAGAUCCUUUUUUAUUUAGCGUAUAUUUGAUUGAUAUAUAUGUAGUUGCCAUUUUCUUUAGGCAGUUCACAGGUCGAUGGGAAACACAGAAAGCGCUGUAGUGCAGAAACGGCUGGUCCGUUUCCGGCCUGAUGAGCGACCUGUUAUUGAGGGGGUCUUUGACAGACUUCUGAGCACCAGCUGCUCGCCUGUGCCUCCAGGACAAGUCAAGGAUUUAAACAUAGACACGUUCAAGAUAACUAUGGGUCACAUGGCUUCAGACUCAAUGAUCAUGCGAGUCUUUAAGGGAAUCUGCAGUAUCGACCCUGAAGUGUCAGUGCCACCUGGUGGUGGGGUAAGUCGAGAGCAGCUGGUGAUCUUCCUGGCAGAUGCUCUUCGGGGCACAGCAGAGGAGAGAGCACCUCUUGUCAUGGCGAUGGCACAUGGAAACAAAGCAGCAGUUACAGCUGAUCAGAUAAGAGAGUUUUUAGAGGACUUGGUUUCAGCUGUAGUUCAGACUCUCACACAUAGGGGACGCCUGCGGGGCUGGAGACCAGAUUGCAUGGGUCGUGAGGACCAGGGGGUGAAGCUUUUGGCUGAACAGUUGAGCUCGGAGUUAAAAACCUUAGAUCAGAACAUGUGUGAUGUUGCUUGUCUCGAGGACUGGCUCUUUCGAGUCUCAGGUGUGUCCACAUAUCUGGAGCUCCUGAUUUGUGAGGGUCUUGACGUUGGAUUGACCUCGCGCCCACCUCCCACUUUGCUGCCUCAGUGCCGAGACGCUCCCUGGGCCUCGCUGCGCUGUGUACUAGACAUACCACUUCUCCUUUUCCUGUCCUCUCAGUUGCCUGCAGGAAACAAUGCCCCCUGGAGGCUACUUUUUUCCACCAACAUACACGGGGAAAGCUUUACCCGUCUGGUUGGAAAUUGCAAAAACCGGGGCUCGACUGUCUUACUGGUGAAAGACACAAAGGGCCACAUAUUUGGAGGCUUUGCAUCUCAGAGCUGGGAACUCAAACCUCAGUUUCAGGGUGAUUCCAGGUGCUUCCUGUUUUCGGUGUCGCCAUCUAUGCGAGUGUUCACAUGUACAGGCUAUAACCAACACUAUAUGUACUUGAACCAGGGCCAGCAAACCAUGCCCAAUGGCUUGGGUAUGGGUGGACAGCAUGGAUACUUCGGUUUGUGGCUGGACAGUGAUUUUGGCCGUGGUCACAGUCGGGCUCGUCCGCGCUGUACCACGUACGGUAGUCCUCAACUCUCAGGGGAUGAAGACUUCACAGUGGACACAGUAGAGGUGUGGGGAGUGGGUGUGCCUCCUGAAGAACUGGAGCAGGACGAGAAAAAGAAGAGCGUUCUGGACCUAGAUCCUGAGGUGCAGGCUAUAAUGGAGAUGACGGGGAAAACCCUUCACAGCCAAGGCUUCCGAGAGCCAGAAGAUGAUGAUGAUGAAUGAGGAAGAAAUAAGAAAAAAAGAACAGCGAAUGGAUGGAUUUAUGCUACACAUAAAAACACUGGUGCUGCUUUUAGCUCAACAGGAAAAAAUGUAGUGUUUAUUGUAGAUCUAUAAAUCAUGUGAUGUGAAUGAUGCAUAUUAUGAAUUACGGCUGAAACUGACUUGCAGUGGAGUCAAGAUGUACAAUAUGGUGCAAGCUGGUUUCCACUGAUAUGAAAAUGAAAAUAUUAGUGAUUUAUAUUGA
Messenger RNA from Silurus meridionalis, 1757 nucleotides. RefSeq names its product MTOR associated protein, eak-7 homolog (gene meak7). NCBI's taxonomy places the organism in Eukaryota, Metazoa, Chordata, Actinopteri, Siluriformes, Siluridae. The coding region runs from base 161 to 1513 and encodes 450 amino acids. The record is from RefSeq and is a predicted model, not a curated record. The transcript is spliced from 8 exons. Gene Ontology annotation, biological process: TOR signaling.